Galdieria sulphuraria is the source of this 865-nucleotide messenger RNA. Its product is annotated as N-acetyltransferase. The record is from RefSeq and is a predicted model, not a curated record. Gene Ontology annotation, molecular function: protein-lysine-acetyltransferase activity. Gene Ontology annotation, cellular component: nucleus; chromatin. Lineage: Eukaryota; Rhodophyta; Bangiophyceae; Galdieriales; Galdieriaceae. Gene Ontology annotation, biological process: mitotic sister chromatid cohesion. The transcript has a single exon. The coding region runs from base 39 to 839 and encodes 266 amino acids.
CAUUCUUUUUGAUGAAAUCUUGUUGCAAAAUUUCAAACAUGAAAAUGGGGAAUUUUCGAACAUUUGGGAAACGAAACAAGUCACCUUUAUCUAUCAACUUUGAUGAAGUCUCUUGCACUCAAGUUGAAAAGUGGUGGAAACAAAAGCCUUGCAAUUCUUUGCCGAGUUUGAAGAAGAUUAAGAAACAAUCUACUUCAUCUUACGACCAGUUGUACUUGGACGUGGGCCAGAAGGGUGCCACCAAAGCAACGAAAUGCCGCCAAUGUGGUUUCUUUUAUACAAAAGGAGAUGAAUCAGAUGAAAAACUUCACAAAAAAGUUCACGAGGAACGGUAUUAUCACAAGGUUCGUUGGCCCAUCAAGGACAGUUCCAUAUCCUAUAUCAAAGAAUAUGAAGAUGGCUUGGUUUGGCGGGGAUAUUUGAAUGCCUCGUUAUGCACAAGCAAUAGUGUCAAAAUUGUGAACUUAUUACUCUCACUUUCUGAAGAGGAACUGGGAAAAGAUAACACUUGUCUACAGAAUGAUAAGAUCCAAAUGUAUGUUUACAUUUCCAGAGAGUCUUGUAACGCUGCAGGCAUGGUGCUAGUUGAACCGGUUGGUUCAGAAUUCAACACAGCUGGUUUCAUAGAAUGUGGUAUUCGUCGCAUUUGGAUAUCCAGGCCCUUUCGAAGAAAACAAGUUGCAACCAAACUACUCGAAACUAUUCGUAUGACAUUUAUUACUAGCUUCCUCUAUUCGAGAACUCAGUUACAUUUUGGAGAACCUCUCACUGAAGAUGGCAAAAAAUUUGCAAAAGCCUAUACAGACUGUGCUUCUUUCAAAACAUAUCUUCCAAAGUGAAAUUCCCUAUCAGUAGAAUGUUGCUU